AUGGCCUUGAAGGGGCGGGACGUGGCCGGAACUAAAGUGCUGGGGUUGACUAUGAGUACGCUAUAUGAAGGCCGGGUUUGUGUGUUGCGCUUCGUGGGCGCCCGUCUGCUCUGCUUCCCCUCGCCUUUGAAGAGAACAGUCACCACACUCAUGGCAGGGAUUUUGCGCUCAAUAGUUCAGAAGCCCCCAGAUGGACUCCAAACUGUAACAAAAGGUGUGGAGUCUCUCAUUUGUACAGAUUGGAUUCGUCACAAAUUUACCAAGUCAAGAAUUCCAGAUAAAGUAUUUCAGCCUUCACCUGCAGAUCAUGAAAAAUAUGGUGGGGAUCCACAGCACCCUCAUAAACUACAUAUUGUUACCAGAAUAAAGAGUACAAAAAGACGUCCAUAUUGGGAAAAAGAUAUAAUAAAGAUGCUUGGAUUAGAAAAAGCACAUACUCCUCAAGUUCACAAGAAUAUACCUUCAGUGAAUGCAAAACUGAAAGUGGUUAAACAUUUGAUAAGAAUCCAGCCCCUGAAGUUGCCGCAAGGACUUCCAGCGGAAGAGGACAUGUCUAACACGUGCCUCAAGAGCACUGGGGAGUUAGUGGUGCGGUGGCAUCUAAACCCUGUAGAUCAGGAAGCAGUUAAGUCCUAAUGCCAGAGCAGUUUCAUAUUUAAAAAUGAUUCAUGGCAAGUUGUUUCUUCAAAGGCAGUCAGUGUUGAAGAGAGAAACUAGCAAGAUGUGUGCUAAUGAGGGAGCACAAGGCAAGCUGACAGACCACAAACACCCCCUACAACCCAACCAGGUGGGAUAUGUGUGAGACUCCUCAGGCACUCCUGGCUGCCCAAGAACAAAGGAGAGCGGAAAACAAAAGGUUAACUGAUAGAGAUCAUAGUCCUUCAGGACCUAGGUCUCCGCUAGCCCUCCACAGUGGGAAACAAAGGCAGAAGGAAAUGGCAGAUAGAACUCCAGUCCCUUGUAACAUGCAGCCCAUUGACAAAUACUUGAGGCUGGCAGAGUAAAAUGUUUCUUUAGGAACACCCUACUGUCUUAAUGUUUUGCUAGAAGGAAAAACAGCCUUAGCUUGACAAUAGCUAGGCCUCCAGUGUCCUGUGAGUCUUUAGCAUAUGAAAAUCUCCCUGGAAACUUCCCCUGGACUUUACCUCCCCCAACCCCAUAGUAUAUAAUCAGUCUUUCCUCAUCGUCCAGGGCAGGGUACUUAAAUAAAAUCACCUUUUUGCACCAAA
Messenger RNA from Neofelis nebulosa (Clouded leopard), 1229 nucleotides. RefSeq names its product mitochondrial ribosomal protein L30 (gene MRPL30). The record is from RefSeq and is a predicted model, not a curated record. Gene Ontology annotation, biological process: translation. The transcript has 7 exons. Gene Ontology annotation, molecular function: structural constituent of ribosome. Lineage: Eukaryota; Metazoa; Chordata; Mammalia; Carnivora; Felidae. The coding region runs from base 1 to 636 and encodes 211 amino acids. Gene Ontology annotation, cellular component: large ribosomal subunit; mitochondrion.